CGCGCUCGGGCUGGGGCUCACGGAGACCUGCUCCAGUGCUUCUCGGACCUGCAGACAUGGUUUUCGAGUCUCUGGUCAGUGACCUGCUCAACAGGUUCAUCGGAGAUUAUGUGGAGAACCUGGACAAGUCCCAGCUGAAGAUCGGGAUUUGGGGAGGAAACGUCGUCCUCCAGAACCUCAAAGUGAAGGAAAAUGCUCUGAGUGAGUUGGACGUCCCCUUCAGAGUGAAAGCUGGACAGAUUGGGAAGCUGACCUUGAAGAUCCCCUGGAAGAACCUGUACAGCGACGCCGUGGUGGCCUCGCUGGACGGCCUGUUCCUGCUGGUCGUCCCCGGAGUCACCAUCAAGUACGAUGCAGAGAAGGAGGCGCGGUACCGGCAGGAGGCCAAGCAGCGGGAGCUGCAACGCAUUGAAGAUGCACUGCAGAGAGCAGCGUGCAGAGCGGCUCACUCUGAGGAGCUGCUCUUCAGUUUGGAAAGGGUUGUUAACCAGGGGUCACAUGACGUCCCGAAAGGACGUAAGAAAGUUAAAAAACAAAAAAAAGGCUUGAAGAAGUUCAAGCGACGCGACCCCCCAGGAGACGCCCCUUCAGAGGAGAAGAAGGACUCGUUCGUGGAGAAACUCGCCACUCAGGUGAUCAAAAACCUGCAGGUGAAGAUCAGCAGCGUCCACCUCCGCUACGAGGAUGAUCUGUCAGACCCACAGCGCCCCCUGUCCAUGGGAAUCACACUGUCAGAGCUCAGCCUGCAGACCACGGAUGAGAACUGGAAGCUGUGUAUCCUGAACGAGGCUGCAAAGAUCAUCUAUAAGCUGGGCCGUCUGGAGGGGCUCUGUGCCUACUGGAACGUCCACAGUCCAGUGUUCUCCAGGGAGUCGUGGCAGGACAUCGUGGAGCAGCUGAGGGCUGGGAUCAGCAGUAAGGACCAGGGUCUGCCCCACUACCAGUACAUUUUCAAGCCCAUCUUUGCUUCUGCUAAAAUGUGCCUGAACCCGAGCGCUGAGCUGGAGCUGAAGAGUCCGAAGGCCAGCCUUCACCUGGAGGUCCAGAACAUCGACAUUGAGAUGACGAAGCCUCAGUUUGUCACCAUGAUGGAGCUGCUGGAGUCCAUCGACCGCAUGGUGAAGAACGCCCCCUACAGGAAGUUCAGGCCCGACGUCCCGGUCCACCAGCACGCCCGGCUCUGGUGGAGGUACGCCUACAGCAGCAUCCUGGAGGUCCACAUUCAGCGCUCCAGGCGGAUGUGGUCCUGGUCCAGCAUCAGGCAGCACCGGCUCAACUUGAAGGCCUACAAGACCGCCUACAAGACCAAACUGCUGUCCCCCAGCAAGGCGGGCCCGGAGACGGACAAACAGGUCCAGGACCUGGAGGAGGUUCUGGACGUCUUCAGCAUCACUCUGGUCCGGCAGCAGGCCCACAUGGAGGUGGUCCGGUCGGGACAGAAGCUGGUAGGGAAGAAGACAGGAGGACAGAAGACAGGAGGAGGAGGAGGAGGAGGGUUCUUCAGCAGCUGGUUUGGGAGGAAGGGGAAGAAGGAGCCGGAGGAGCAGAGCCAGGACUCGGAGAGUCCAGGGCUGGAUCAGCUCAUGUCUGCCGAGGAGAAGGCCAAGCUCUACACCGCCAUCGGCUACAGCGGCAGCUCCCACAGCCUGGCCCUGCCCCCCCAGUACGUUGCCGUGGUCGUCAGCUUCCAGCUCCUGAGGACGUCGGUCACCAUCCGAGAGCGAGAAGACGUCCCAGAGAUCCUGAAGAUCCAGAUGAUCCACCUCGGCACCAAAAUCUCUCAGAGACCCGGAGCGCAGGCUGUCAGGCUGGAGGCGGCGUUGCAGCACUGGUUCGUGACCGGUCUGCAGCAGCGGGGCGCCGUGCCCUCGCUCAUCGCCUCGGUGGGCGACUCGUCUUCGUCCCUGCUCAGCGUCCUGUUUGAACUGAACCCCGAGGACAGCGCCGCCGACCAGCUGCUGCGAGUUCACUCUCAGCCCGUGGAGAUCAUCUACGACGCGCUGACGGUCACCAGUAUGGUGGACUUCUUCAAAACAGGGAAGGGAAUGGAUCUGGAAGUGCUGACCUCGGCCACGCUCUCUAAACUGGAGGAGAUCAAGGAGAAGACGGCCUCAGGUUUGUCUCACAUCAUUGAGACCAGAAAAGUCCUGGACCUGAGGAUCGACCUGAAGCCGUCCUACCUGCUGCUCCCCCAGUCCGGCUUCUACUGCCCCUCUUCAGACCUGCUCAUCGUCGACUUUGGCAGUUUCAAGGUGACCUUCAGCUCGCUGGACAUCGUCCUCCACACCGAGGCUCUGCUCGCCACCCUCAGCUUCCUGUCCACUGUCCUGUCCUCGGGAGAGACAGCUUUUAAAGAGAGGGACGCCCGAGAGAGGACUGAAGACAAGUCCCUGUCAGCCAAGUCCACUGCCUCGGUGCUGGACUCGGACUCUCAGGUCAUCAAUCUGAAGGUGAUGGUGACUCUAGGAGCCUUCAGCGUCCUGCUGUGUGAUCAGACCUGCACCAUAGCCGACAUCAAAAUCCAAGGUCUUAAUGGGUCCUUGCUGACUCAGGGACCUCAGACUCACAUUUCAGCACGUCUGCAAGACUUUGCUGUUGUCAACCUGGAUCCUAAAAGUGUCCACCAGAAGGCCAUCUCCAUCGUGGGAAAUGAAGUCUUCAGCUUCACCAUGAGUCUGACCCCGAACGCCACGGAGGGCCCCGGCUACACAGACACCUCCAGGACCGAUGGGCGUGUCAAGCUGAACGUGGGCUGUGUCCAGGUGGUCUACCUCCACAAGUUCAUCAUGUCCAUGCUGAAGUUCACCAACAACUUCCAGACGGCUAAAGAGGCUGUGAGCGCUGCCACCGCUCAGGCCGCCGAGAAGGCGGCGUCCAGCGUUCGGGACUUGGCCCAGAAGAGCUUCCGGCUGCUGCUGGACAUCAGGCUGAAGGCUCCGCUCAUCAUCAUCCCGCAGUCCUCCAGCUCCCACAAUGCUCUGGUGAUGGACCUGGGGCUGAUCACGGUGGGGAACAGCUUCUCUCUGCUGGACGCUGAAGGCUGUCCUCUGCCGGCCAUCGUCGACAGCAUGAAUGUCCAUCUGACUCAGCUCAAACUGUCCAGGACUUACGUAGACCUGGUCUCUGAGCGAGCCAGCACUGAGCUGCUGGAGCCGGUCAACCUGCACCUGAACAUCAGGAGAAACCUCUCAGCUUCCUGGUACAGAAAAAUGGCUGCUGUGGAAGUGGACGGGGACCUGAAGCCGAUGAAGCUUGGACUCAGCCAGGACGACCUGAAGGUUCUGCUCAGAAUCGUGACGGAUAAUCUUGGCGAGGCCGGAGACCCGGAUCCCAGAUCUCACCAACAAGAGUCCAACUUGCAAGCACAAGUAUCCAGUGGACCCCCGGCAGGUGAUGCUGGGAAGUCGGCGACUCUCAGCGGUGACGAAACUGCUGAAGCUGUAGAAACAGUCAAGUUCAGCUUCAGCGUGGAGUCUCUGGGUCUGGUUCUGUACCACGACCGCCCCGAAGAGCAGCAGCGGGACCGGCGGCUCGGGGAGUUCGUGCUGCACCUGUUGAGGUUCUCAGGGAAGAUCCUGAACGGCGGCAGCAUGGAGGCCGGCGCCGUUUUGACCACCUGCACGCUGGACGACUGCAGAGCGGACAUGGAGAGGGCCACGUCACGGAUGGUGGGCUGCAGGGACCGGGGAGCCUCGGAGGCCAUGGUGGAGGUGUCGUACCGGCAGAGCGCGGCGGAGCGCGGCGUGGUCGCCGUCCUCCAGAAGCUCCAGCUGUGCGCCAGCGUGGAGUUCCUGAUGGCCGUGGCAGACUUCUUCCUGCAGGCGCUGCCCGAGACUCCGCCUGCUUCCGGACCGUCCGCAGCCAGCGAGCGACUGCAGCUCCGGCAGACCGGCCAGCCACGAGCCGCCGCCGGGACCGGCCUGGCCACUCAGGUCCGUCUGGUGGUGGUGGACCCCGAGGUGGUGUUUGUGGCCAGCCUGCGGCGGGCCGACGCCCCCGCCCUGGUGGCGUCCUUCCAGAGCGACGUGGCGCUGCAGGUCGGCGGCGGCGGCGUCCAGAAGCUGAGAGCCAACCUGAGAGACGUCAAGGUCCUGGCCCGCCGGUUCAUCCAGGACUCGGACCAGGACCCCGCCGCCGUCACCACCGUUCUCAAGCCUUGUUCCGUCCUCCUGGAAGUCAGCGGCGGGGGGGCGGGUUCUCCGCUGCAGGGCUCUCUGAUGGUGGACGACAUCAUCGUGAAGAUUUCUCCGUUCAUCAUCAACACGGUGAUGACCGUAAUGACCGCCAUGAAGGGCGAGCCGAGCGCCGAGCGGGGUCUGGAGCCCCGCCCCCAGGUGGACCUGCUGUGGUCGGUCAUGAACAUCUACGCCUGCGACUUCUGGUUCCUGGGGGUCGACCAGGCCACCGAGGUCACCGAGAGCUUCCGAGAACCCGAGGAGCGCCGGCGGGGCGAGAGCUUCACCGUCGACGUCAAGGUGGUCCAGGUGACCCUGGAGUCCGGUCUGGGCCACCGGACGGUCCCUCUGCUGCUGGCAGAGUCUUCCUUCGACGGGUCGGCCCAGAACUGGUCGUCUCAGCUGCAGCUGAAGGCGCUGCUGACGCUGGAGGUGAAUUACUUUAACGAAGGCCAUGCUGUGUGGGAGCCUCUGAUCGAGCGGGUGGACGGCGGCCGGCGGCGCUGGAACCUGGAGCUGGAGAUGAAGACCAACCCAGUUCACAGCCACAGUCCUGUCCACGGAGACGACUUUGUUGUCCUCCCUGAGCCUCGCACCGCCUUCACCGUCUGCUCCAAAGACACCAUGAACGUCACACUGUCCCAGAGCAGCCUCGGCGUCUUCCACAACCUGGCCGAGGCGUUCUCAGAGGGCACAGCCUCCACCUUCAACCCCUCUCUGAAGGAGGAGCCGCCCUUCACCAUUAGGAACUCUCUGGGCAUUCCUCUCAUUCUGCAGCACAGCGCCACCUUGAGGCCAGUGGGGAGUGUGGCUCAGGGAAAGCUGCAUGAGCUUCCUGUGGAUCAGAGCCUGGACCUGGAGCACUCCACGUUCCAGUCCUCGUACCGAGGCAAGCUGUCCACCCUGCAGCGCCAGGACAGCUGCAUGUUCAGCCUGAGCAUCGUGCCGUCUGGAUUCAGCGAGAUCUCCAACAUCGCGGUGGAGAAGCCGGGCCGGCGCCUCUACAACGUCCGCGGCCCGAUGCUGCAGGAGUCCGUCUCCGUGCUGGUGCAGGUCGACGCCGCCGGCGGCAGCAAGGUCGUCACCGUGCGCUCGCCACUGCAGAUCAAGAACCACUUCUCGGUGCCGUUCGCCGUCCUGAAGUACUGCCCGGCGUCCCGCGGCCUGCAGCCCGUCGGCCUGGCCCAGCCCGACGCCGACUUCCACGUCGCCUUGGAAACAUACAGGUCCCAGCUCUUCGUCCGGCCGGCCGGUCCCCUGGACGGGCAGUACGGGGCGUCCUCCAGCUGCGUCUCCUGGAAGGAGCAGGUGCACCACAGCGCCGAGGUGCGCUCGCUGCUGCAGUGUCCGGCGUCCGGCGCCGGCCUGCUGCCGCUCAUGGUCAGCGUGUCGGCCGUCCCCGACGACCUGCGGCACAUCGCCAGCCACGGCGAGGAGGACUGGGACCCCGCCUAUGUCCUCCACCUGCACCCGGUGGCCACGCUGCGCAACCUGCUGCCCUACGGCGUCCGCUACCUGAUGGAGAGUUCCGCGGACUCCCGGGAGCUGCCGGAGGGCGGCGCGUCCGACCUGCUGAACGCCCGUGUCUCCGGGGAGAUCGUCUCGCUGGUUCUGAUGCGGUACCAGGGCCGAGACUGGCACGGACACGUCCGGCUGGACCCGGACCUGCCCGAGUUCUUCGCUCUGUGCCUGAGCUGCGACUCCGACCGGAACCUGACGGUGGACGUGAGCGUCCACGUCACGAGGACGGGGGGCCGCCUGCUGCUGUCUCUCUUCAGCCCCUACUGGAUCAUCAACAAGACGUCCCGGGUGCUGCAGUACCGCGCGGAGGACACCAGCGUCAAACACCCCGCCGACUUCAGGGACGUGGUCCUGUUCUCCUUCAAGAAGAGGAACCUGUUCAGCAAAAACAAGAUCCAGCUGAGUGUGUCCACCAGCUCCUGGUCUCAGGGUUUCUCUCUGGACACCGUGGGAAGUUACGGAUGUGUCCGAUGUCCCACCGGCAGCAUGGACUUCCUGGUGGGCGUCAGCAUCCAGCUCAGCAGCUUCAACCUGACCCGGAUCGUGUCCCUCAGUCCUUUCUACACGCUGGUCAACAAGUCGUCCUACGAGCUGGAGGUGGGAGAAGUCCUGCAGACGUCCACCAGGUGGCACUACGUCCCCUCCACCGAGUGUCUGCCUCUGUGGCCGGACAGCCCGUCGGGGAGGUUGUGUGUCCGUGUGGUCGGCUCCGACUCCGCCUCCAAACCCUUCUUCUUCAGCCGGCAGGACAACGGCACCCUGCUGAGCCUGGACAUGUGUGGCGGGCUCCUGGUGGACGUCAACGUGUCCGAUCAUUCCACCGUCAUCAGACUGUCGGAUUAUUACGAUGGAGCCGCUCCAGCUCUGCUCAUCAACCACACAGCCUGGACCAGCCUCCGCUACAGCCAGAGCGGCUCAGGAUUCACACACGAGCUGAAGCCCGGCGAGGCUCGGAGGUUCGUGUGGGACGACCCGACCGGACUCCGCACGCUGCAGUGGACCUGCAGGGGGCGCUCCGGGGAGCUGGACUUACUGAAGGACGAGACGGGUCAGUUCACCGAUGACAGCCAGGCUCAGGUCCACUGGGUGUCCUUCCUGGACGGACGCCAGAGGGUCCUGCUGUUCACGGAGGACGUUGCCGUGGUGACGAAGGCUCGCCAGGCCGAGGAGCUUGAACAGUUCCAACAGGAAGUGAAGGUGUCUCUGCAGAACCUGGGACUCUCAUUGGUCCACAACGGCAGCCGGCAGGAGAUCGCAUAUGUCGGCAUCACCAGCUCAGGUGUGGUGUGGGAGAUGAAGCCGAAGAAUCGCUGGAAGCCGUUCAGCCAGAAGAACAUCAGCCUGCUGGAAAAGACGUACCAGAACCAGCUGAGCAGGAAGUCGGAGUCUGGCUGGGUCCAGCUGGAGCCCAACCUGGAGGUGAACCUCGGCGGUGCCAUCAUGAUGAUGCGGCAGCCGCACACCUGCCAGGUGAGGAGGAACUUCCUGCCCGGGAUCCAGGUGGAGUUCAAGCAGUCAAUGCAUCAACGAAGUCUCAGAGCCCAGCUGUACUGGCUGCAGGUUGACAACCAGCUGCCUGGCGCCAUGUUCCCCAUCGUCUUCCACCCGGUCCCUCCUCCAAAGUCCAUCGCUCUGGACUCAGAGCCACGGCCCUUUAUGGACAUGUCGGUCAUCACCAGGUUCAACCAGCACAGCACGGUCACUCAGUUCAAGUACUUCAUGGCUCUGGUCCAGGAGAUGGCAGUGAAGAUCGACCAGGGCUUCUUGGGCUCCGUCUUGGCUCUGUUCACGUCAGCCGCUGGCCCCGAGACAGAUGGGCAGAAGGCGGGGCUGAUCAGAGGGGAUCUGCAGCGGCUGCAGGCCGAGCUGACCGAGGCUUCGCUCAGCGACUCGUCAGGACUCGGCUUCUUCGAACACUUCCACAUCUCUCCCAUCAAGCUCCACCUCAGCCUGUCUCUGGGCUCCAGCGGGGACGACCCUGCUCAGGAGACGGCGGCCAUCCAGUCUCUCAACCUGCUGCUGAAGAGCAUCGGAGCCACGCUGACCGACGUGGACGACCUCGUCUUCAAGCUGGCCUUCUUCGAGCUGAAGUUCCAGUUCUACCGCAGAGACCACCUGAUGUGGGCCGUGGGACGGCACUACAGUGAACAGUUCCUGAAGCAGAUGUACGUCUUGGUUCUGGGCCUGGACGUCCUGGGGAAUCCAUUCGGGCUGAUUCGAGGUCUGUCUGAAGGUGUGGAGGCCUUCUUCUACGAGCCAUUCCAGGGCGCCGUUCAGGGUCCUGAGGAGUUCGCUGAAGGUCUGGUGAUCGGAGUCCGGAGUCUGCUGGGACACACCGUCGGCGGCGCCGCCGGCGUGGUCUCCAGGCUCACCGGCUCGGUGGGGAAAGGACUGGCGGCCAUCACCAUGGACAAGGAGUACCAGCAGAAGCGGCGGGAGGAGAUGAACCGGCCGCCCAGAGACUUCGGAGAAAGUCUGGCUAAAGGAGGGAAGGGCCUGCUGAAGGGCGUCGUCGGAGGCGUCACCGGCAUCGUCACCAAACCAGUGGAGGGAGCGAAGAAGGAGGGGGCAGCAGGCUUCUUUAAGGGCAUCGGGAAGGGGCUGGUGGGCGUGGUGGCCCGGCCCACCGGCGGCAUCGUGGACAUGGCCAGCAGCACCUUCCAGGGCAUCCAGAGGGCGGCGGAGUCCACAGAGGAAGUGACCCGGCUCCGUCCAGUCCGUCUGAUCAGGGAGGACGGCAUCAUCCGCCCCUACGACCUGACGGAGUCCCAGGGCUUCGACCUUUUUCAGCGUUCCCAGAUCAAACAGCUGGAGGGCGAGGCGUUCCGAGACCACUGUCCUCAUCCUGGACACAGGAAGACCACCAUCAUCAUCACCAACAGGAGGGUGUUGUGUGUCAAGGAGAUCGACUUUGUGGGGCAUUUCAACAAAGAGUGGGAAUGUUUGUUCGAGAACUUUUAUCAUCCGCCAUCAGUGACUGGAUCCGUGCUGAAUAUCUACUGCAAGGAGCAGCACAAACUGAUGCUUCCCAAGAAAGGACAGGAGCCAGUGAGGACCGUCCAGCUCCGAGACGCCAGCACCGCCCAGAAGCUGCAGGCGGCCAUCUUUGAAGCGCAGGUGGCGCAGCAGCAGCGACGGAUGGUGCGUCAGAAGUCGCAGCGCUUCCUGAAACUGAGUGGUGACCUUUGACCUCGACGGGAGUCAAACAACUGGACAUGAGUCUGUUUGCUGAAGAACAAAGUGAAUGUCCUCCCGAAGAAAAUUCUAUUUUAUUGUGGUUUGGUUUGUUUGGUGUCCUCUGUGCCGUGUCUCUGUCCUCCUCUGGUCCUCCUCUCUGGGUUUGUUUGUCCUGUUUUUGUUAUUCUGCCCCCUGCUGGAGACACAGAGCUUUUUAUCCUGGAAUCAGAGUCAGACAGAUGCUUUGCUCAGAGGCUUUGAGUCAUCAUGAAGGAAAAUACUAAUAAAGACUUUGGACCGGA
Messenger RNA from Salarias fasciatus (jewelled blenny), 9175 nucleotides. It is a transcript of the gene vps13c, whose product is annotated as vacuolar protein sorting 13 homolog C. NCBI's taxonomy places the organism in Eukaryota, Metazoa, Chordata, Actinopteri, Blenniiformes, Blenniidae. The transcript has 67 exons. The record is from RefSeq and is a predicted model, not a curated record. Bases 57 to 8885 code for a protein of 2942 amino acids. Gene Ontology annotation, biological process: protein retention in Golgi apparatus; mitochondrion organization; protein targeting to vacuole.